CAUGCGCAGACUUCUGGCAGGUUACACGAGUUUAUUUUAAGCCUUUUUCUUGGAGAUGGUGUAAACUAAGAACAGGUCAAGAUUCCUGCACGCAAAGUAAUGCGUUUCCCGGACUGUUGGACUUAAAACGUGACUCGUGGGGACGUCUUCGGAGCGCCGUGGUUCGGAGUUUGACGGUGUGACAUGUGAAAUGUUGCUGCGUGGUUUGUCUGUUUUUCCAGGCGGUGACGGACAGACCCAGCCAGGCUAGCAGAGCUAACUAACUAGCUAGCUAGGUAGCUGGCAGCCAAGCAGCUCAGCUAAUAUCUUUAGCGUCUGUGCAGGCUGAGCGAGCGUGGUGCGUUUGCCACGGCUCUGUUUGUUUGUGAGAGUCCGAUCAGGUCAUCUCCACACUGCCAGCUGCCACACCAAGGCAGACACGGAGCGGCCGAGCAGCUUAGCUACUGUUAGCUACUUUGUGCGCCGUGAGAAAGUAAGUGGACCCUUUGGGCAAGUGAUAUUCAUCCAUUUGGCGUCCUUAUCCGCUCGUAUUAACUCUAAUAAUCGGUGCUGAAAUGCAGCGCUGAUAGUGCUAUCUGUUAGCUAGGAGCCCACGUCGCAGCACGCCGGUCAUCUUGUUUUGGCUGACAUGGCAGCCAGCGGAUACUCCGACCUGAGGGAGAAGCUCAAAUCCAUGACUCCGCACAGAGACGACUAUAAAAACAAGUACGUUGACGGGACGAGCAACGGGAAACACCGAAAACGCAAGUACCGGGAGUCCGACGACGACGAGUAUGAACACAGCGACGACAGCACGGACCUCCGGGAGCAGGAGGCCCGCCGGGUGAGGAGCAGCAUCCAGCAGAAGAGCAUCUUCACGCCGGAGGAGUGCGCACGCAUCGAGAAGAAGAUCGACGAGGUGGUUGCCCAGGCAGAGGCUGGACUUUACCGCGAGCACACCGUGGAUAGGGCGCCCCUUCGCAACAAGUACUUCUUCGGGGAGGGCUACACGUAUGGAGCCCAGCUGGAGAAGCGUGGUCCGGGUCAGGAGCGGCUGUACCGCAAAGGGGAGGUGGACGAGAUCCCGAGCUGGGUGCACGAGCUGGUGAUCGAUCGGCUGGUGUCAAACGGAGUGAUCCCUGAGGGGUUUGUCAACAGUGCAGUCAUCAAUGACUAUCAGCCAGGGGGCUGCAUCGUGUCACAUGUGGAUCCUUUGCACAUCUUUGACCGGCCCAUCGUGUCCGUGUCCUUCUUCAGUGACAGCGCGCUCUGCUUCGGCUGCCGCUUCCAGUUCAAACCGAUCAGGGUGUCUGAGCCUGUGUUUGUCCUACCUGUGAGGAGAGGGAGCGUCACCCUGCUUAGUGGCUAUGCUGCAGAUGACAUUACCCAUUGCAUCAGGCCCCAGGACAUAAAGGAGAGGCGUGCAGUAAUCAUCCUCAGGAAGACUAGACCUGACGCUCCUCGACUGGGCUCUGAAAGCUCCUUAAGAACUUCUCUUGCACAGAAACCAGCUCGCCUGAAAGCCAAACGUUCUCAUCGCAAAGCAGACCCUGAUGCAGCUCACAGGCCGAGGGUUCUGGAGAUGGAUAAAGAGGAGAACAGACGUCCUUCACUGUCCCGUCCUCAUCGUCACAGCAUCAGCUCGGAGAACUACAGGAGGCGCGGGCAAGACUACGACAAACAGCAGGAGGGUUCAGGGCGCAAAGUCAAAAUGAGGCGCCAUUGAGGACUCCUUUCACAUUUUGGCACCGGGAGCACAGUCAUCAUGGCGUUGCUCUUUGAUUUGAGUCUGGAUCAGUUUGUGUUUCUGGCAGACGAAGCUAGCAUCUCUGCUACAUAUUACAGCACUUGGAGUUACUCACUACAGUUAGGCUCUGUUGAUAAACUGUUCAGUUAAUUUAAACUUUUUUGUUUGUAUGUUUAUAGAUACCUAAAACUGGCAUGUUGUAUUUUUUUUUUUUUUUUUUUUUUUUUUUUUUGUAACCAAGAUGUACAGACCUUGAGCGCUAAAAGGAGAAUGGACUUGUACAAAGGAAACUGUGAGCUGUAAUCUAACUUGUUAUAAUGUACAAUAUGUUUAUAUAGUGUCUGAUUGGGGGGACUUUUAUUGAGAAUUUGAGUUUUAGCACCUACAUUUCUGACCUGUACCUUCACUGUGCCACCUCAGAAAUUCACUUUAGCCUCCAUAUCACAGUUUUAAGUUGCAGCAGCUGGCGGACGCGCAGCCUGGCUGUGUUAUGAUUCGACUCGGCUGCGUGGCUUAUUCCGCUGGUCUGCCAGCUGGAGCGAAGCACCAUUUCAGGAGUGAUGGGAAAAACUCAGGUCUUGUUUUACACUCCUGUUUCAGUCUGAAGUUUCUUGGAGCCACAGAGGCUGUACUGUUCUGUUAGAUCUAAAUUUUCCUCUUUUAAAUCAGGUGAAAUCGAGGUCGGUCAUAAGUUUAAUUUGAGCAGAACGACCUCUAUUAUGUCCUGUUUAGUUUGGGUCUGAUAAGAAAUAAUUUCUUUGCGGUUUGCUGUGUAAACGCAAAUUUGUUGCUUGCUUUCAGUCAUCCGUGCUUGGCAGAGGUACUCAUUAGCUGACUCCUUAGUAUGGAGUUACAUAUGAGCAAAAAUAACCUUGGUUCAGAGGAGAAAUUGCUUUCUAAAAACAGGAUGUGGAGAUGCCCAUGGCCCUCUGUAGCUUGGCUAAAGUUGAAAUGAUUCUGUGGACAGUGGAGGAGUAUGAGGUGGUUUCAUGGGUUUUUAGUUUGUUUUUGGAUUUUGAAUGAAAAGGUCCUCGCUAAAUUAAAUAAAGCUAAAUUUGCCUCUCCAGAGUUUCUUUAUUGAAGCCUGCUGUCAUACUGACAAAUGUGUAUUUAUUAGGAAUGCACCGCGUGUGUUUAAACACCUGGAAGAAAUUUAAAAGUUCAGAUUCAGUGUGAUACAGCAGAUAAACAUUAGUCACUCUUACUGAUAAAUGUCUUAAUUUACAAUAGCUCAGUAUCAGUAAUCAAAACUGAAGCAUACGUGCAUCGCUACCUUUACAGUCAGCUUUCCAGCCACUCCACAUUUCUAACAAAGCUUUACUUAAACAGAAACAAGCUGCUAAACAGCUGCAGUUAUGGACAUUUUUAUUUUAAUAGUCUGAUUCUGUGGUAUCCAAAAUAUGAUUUCUUCUUCCAUUUUAAAGCUAGAAUAUGUUUUUACUCUUACAAAGUGUGGAAAGGCAACCUGAGCUUGCUCGCAUGAGCUCUGAAGUUGGGGCAUUGCCUAAAGUUGCCCACUGCAGACUUUGUAGUAGGGAUCUGGCAGGAUCUGGACUUUAACAUCUGAUCCAACAGAUAUUUAUGUUCUCUCACUAUGCUGAAGACUGCAGUGCAGCUAUGGUUAAAAAGUCUGCAGUUCACAGCAAUACAAAACCACACACUGUGCAACAAAUGCAUGUCAUCCUCGCCCAAUCGGAGGAUUUUGGUCUGUACUUUGUGCUCCUGAGUCUCAGACUGCAUUGACUGCAUGAAAGAAAGCUCAGUUUUCAUGUAUUUGCAAAUAGUUGAACUUUGACUUCAAUGGAGGCUCACUGAAUAAAGUCUGAAGGUCUCUUUCUUGUAGGCCACUUUCAGUAGGAGGCUGUGCACCCAUGCUGUAGAGCCCUGCUAUCUCCAUUUAAAUCUGAUUUUAUAGCUUUGGAAUAGUUAAUUAUUAAGUGAUGAAUUUCACUUAAGAGGGAAGACAAAUGGGAAACGAGCUGUCCUAUCAAAUCUACUGUAAAUAUUCCCCUUUUUUUUCCUUUUUUUUU
This is a messenger RNA of Archocentrus centrarchus (flier cichlid), 3756 nucleotides long. RefSeq names its product alkB homolog 5, RNA demethylase (gene alkbh5). NCBI's taxonomy places the organism in Eukaryota, Metazoa, Chordata, Actinopteri, Cichliformes, Cichlidae. Bases 629 to 1705 code for a protein of 358 amino acids. Gene Ontology annotation, biological process: mRNA processing; mRNA export from nucleus. Gene Ontology annotation, cellular component: nucleus. Gene Ontology annotation, molecular function: oxidative RNA demethylase activity. The transcript has 5 exons. The record is from RefSeq and is a predicted model, not a curated record.